Molecule: messenger RNA, 1932 nt
Organism: Puma concolor (puma)
Lineage: Eukaryota; Metazoa; Chordata; Mammalia; Carnivora; Felidae
Gene: BCHE
Product: butyrylcholinesterase
Biological process (GO): acetylcholine catabolic process; choline metabolic process
Cellular component (GO): plasma membrane
Molecular function (GO): acetylcholinesterase activity
Source: RefSeq, a predicted model, not a curated record
GCUGCAUUCUGCAUUUCCCUGAAGUAUUCCAUGACUUCCAUUCCUUGCAAACUUUAUCAUCUUUUGUUGCAGUGAGUCAGAAAUCAAUAUGCAGAGCAAGGGUACAAUCAUAAGCAUCCAAUUUCUCUUGCGGUUUCUUCUGCUCUGGGUGCUCAUUGGGAAGUCACACACGGAAGAAGACAUCAUAAUUACAACCAAGAAUGGAAAAGUCAGAGGGAUGAACUUGCCAGUUCUUGAUGGCACAGUGACAGCCUUUCUGGGAAUUCCCUAUGCACAGCCACCUCUUGGUAGACUUCGAUUCAAAAAGCCACAAUUCUUGACCAAGUGGUCCGAUAUUUGGAAUGCCACAAAAUAUGCAAAUUCUUGCUAUCAGAAUGCAGAUCAAAGUUUCCCAGGCUUCCCUGGAUCAGAGAUGUGGAACCCAAACACUGAUCUCAGUGAAGACUGUUUAUACCUGAAUGUGUGGAUUCCAACACCUAAACCAAAAAAUGCUACUGUAAUGAUAUGGAUCUAUGGUGGUGGUUUUCAAACCGGAACAUCAUCUUUACCUGUUUAUGAUGGCAAGUUUCUGGCUCGGGUUGAAAGAGUUAUUGUAGUUUCAAUGAACUAUAGGGUGGGUGCCCUAGGAUUCUUAGCUUUACCAGGAAAUCCUGAGGUACCAGGGAACAUGGGCUUAUUUGAUCAACAGUUGGCACUACAGUGGGUCCAAAAAAAUAUAGCAGCCUUUGGUGGAAAUCCUAAAAGCGUAACUCUCUUUGGAGAAAGUGCAGGGGCGGGUUCAGUUAGCCUUCAUUUACUUUCUCCUAGAAGCCAGCCAUUGUUUACCAGAGCCAUUCUGCAAAGUGGAUCCUCUAAUGCCCCUUGGGCAGUAAUGUCUCUGGAUGAAGCCAAGAACAGAACACUGACCUUAGCUAAAUUUAUUGGUUGCUCUAAAGAAAAUGACACAGAGAUAAUCAAAUGCCUUCGAAACAAAGAUCCCCAGGAAAUUCUACUGAAUGAACUAUUGGUUGUCCCCUCUGAUACUCUUUUAUCUGUAAACUUUGGUCCAGUCGUGGAUGGUGAUUUUCUCACUGAUAUGCCAGACACACUACUCCAACUUGGACAGUUCAAAAAAACCCAGAUCUUGGUGGGUGUUAAUAAAGAUGAAGGGACAGCAUUUUUAGUAUAUGGUGCUCCUGGUUUCAGCAAAGAUAAUGACAGUAUCAUAACUAGAAAAGAAUUUCAAGAAGGUUUAAAAAUAUAUUUUCCAGGAGUGAGUGAAUUUGGAAGGGAAGCGAUUCUUUUUUAUUAUGUGGACUUGUUAGAUGAUCAGAGAGCUGAAAAGUACCGUGAGGCCUUGGAUGAUGUUCUUGGAGAUUACAAUAUCAUAUGCCCUGCAUUGGAGUUCACCACAAAAUUCUCAGAAUUGGGAAAUAAUGCCUUUUUCUACUAUUUUGAACACCGAUCUUCCCAACUUCCUUGGCCAGAAUGGAUGGGAGUGAUGCAUGGUUAUGAAAUUGAGUUUGUCUUUGGUUUGCCUCUGGAAAGAAGAGUUAACUACACAAGAGCUGAGGAAAUUUUGAGCAGAUCCAUCAUGAACUACUGGGCAAAUUUUGCAAAAUAUGGAAAUCCAAAUGGAACCCAGAACAACAGCACACGAUGGCCUGCCUUCAGAAGCACCGAUCAAAAAUAUUUAACCUUGAAUGCAGAGUCACCAAAAAUACACACUAAACUACGUGCUCAACAAUGCCGAUUCUGGACACUAUUUUUUCCCAAAGUCUUGGAAAUGACAGGAAAUAUUGAUGAAGCAGAACGAGAAUGGAGAGCAGGAUUCUAUCGCUGGAACAAUUACAUGAUGGACUGGAAAAAUCAAUUUAAUGAUUAUACUAGCAAGAAAGAAAGCUGUGCAGGUCUCUAAUUAAUAGAUUUACCCUUUAUAGAAUGUUCAUUUUC